This is a messenger RNA of Coniophora puteana RWD-64-598 SS2, 1519 nucleotides long. RefSeq lists its product as uncharacterized. The record is from RefSeq and is a predicted model, not a curated record. Lineage: Eukaryota; Fungi; Basidiomycota; Agaricomycetes; Boletales; Coniophoraceae. Bases 148 to 1422 code for a protein of 424 amino acids. The transcript is spliced from 10 exons.
GGCAAACAUCCUUUCGCAGGGCUUCUGGAGGGAAUGGCCCUCAAAAACCUACAUGUACAGGCGAAUUACUAACACGGUUCAUUGCUGUGAGCCUCAGCGCUCAGCGGAAAUGGCUCCACCGAACGUCCCCUCCUUCGCUCGCCCACCAUGGUGGUAGCUAACUUCUUACUGGACGACAAAUCUCCCCUCCUCCGUUAUGAUUCUGACUUUCUUUCGUUACCGGGAAAUGACAAUCUCUCAGCAUGGUAUUACCUCGGAACAUACACGGUGACCGCUACUAACGGCGCCUCCAUGGAAUGGGCUUUCAACGGAUCUGGAUUCACAAUCUGGGGUGUCAUGUCGUACAAUCACGGAGACUAUUCCGUCCAAGUGGACAACGGAUCACCAACGACACUCAGCGGAACCACCCCCAGUCCAGUUUUCCAGCAACCUCUAGUCGAAAGUACACUUCCUCAGGGCACCCACACGGUCAGUCUCACCAACCUCGGCACUGGCACCACGAACGCCCUUGAUGUGGACAUGGUGACGUUCCAGUCGAACAUUGAAGGCACCGAUCAACUCGUCGCGAGCAUCAUCCAAGAUACGGAUGAUCGCUUCAAGUGGUCAUCUGGCUGGGAUACCUCUCCUGCUAGUGUAUCGUUUUUUAGUAACGGAAGUGGCCAUGUUACUACGUCAGCAAGUGCAACCUUUAAUCUAUCGUUCACGGGUGGGAUUUUGGUCGGUGUUGCCGUGUCGUUGUAUGGCUCCGUAGGCCCUAAUAACGGCCCUUACCAGGUUCAACUGGACGGAGUCAUGGUCAUCAAUCCCCAGUCGUUCAGCGGCACAUCAUGGGAUACUUUUACCCAAGUAAUGCUGUAUCAUGCUAAUGAUAUCGGUGACGGCCCGCACGAACUCACACUUUACAAUCUACCGUCAGGACCACAAAGCACCCUCGCAAUAGAUUAUGCGGAGAUAUUUUCUUCAACAAACGAGGCUUGCUCCUCCCGAUCAUCUUCGUCGACUUCCACGACUCAAAAGGGACUAAUCGGUGGCCUGGUUGUGGCCUGCACGCUUGCCGCCAUCGCUAUCCUCUCCGCUCUCUGGCUACUUAGAUCCAACAGGAGGCUCAGAAACUUUCACAGCCUCUCGACUAUGGCAACACAAGGCCCAGACAGCCGCAGGGGCCCUUUUUUCCGAACAGAUUCAGUCCAUAGUGGUCAUGGACCAUACAUACCGGCCAGCGCAGCUGUUGCUCCGUCAACGGUAGCAACAUCCGGAGCGAACCCAAGCUCGUUUACGCACGAUACGCCCGUGACGUCGUCUCAAGGCGUGGAGACUUCCCAGAUAUCGGCGUCUGACUCCCGUAGACGAGCACUUCCCCGACCGACUACUGUCGCGAGCAUCACUAAUAAUCGCACAGAGGCGCCUCCAGCAUACCAAUAAUUGGGACGCCCCUGUGCUAGACCGAUCACCUUGCGAUCUAUAUUUUCUACUUCUACUUACGCAAUACCAGACGAGCUGUAUUAUCUAGUUCAUUGCC